AUGUGUGAGGCAGAGGGCGAUGAAACGGAUGUGGUGAGAGAGAUCAAAUGGCUUAAAGAGGAGGUGGAGGAGGAGAGAUGCAUCCGGUGGACAAAAGUGAGAUCAUCCAUGCCAAUUGGUGUCAUGGAACAAUGUGAGCGUGUUGCCGAGCCUCAGCAUCUGUGGCAGUACCACGACCGUUUAAUGCGAAAUUGGGUGGGUGUGGCGAGUCCUACAUAUCCACUAGUGGAGGGCAAGGAGGAGGAGGAGGUGGUGGUGACGCUCCUAAUAGUGGUGUUCGCGCAAACGCCGCCAAUGGUUUAG
Messenger RNA from Hydatigera taeniaeformis, 303 nucleotides. NCBI's taxonomy places the organism in Eukaryota, Metazoa, Platyhelminthes, Cestoda, Cyclophyllidea, Taeniidae. The record is from the annotation of a GenBank genome assembly.